AUGGAGAAAGUCGAAGCCCUUGUGGAUCGGGCCAAACACCUGGCUCUCCAUGAGCCACCUCGCGAGGCAUCACACCGUGUGGAUGUAUUCCACCCGUCGCUCGAUAACCAUAUCGAGAAGAUCUACAAGUCGGUUGAUGCCUACGCCCCGACAACGUACUAUUUCCUCAAUGAAAUCCAACAUGAUCCAAAGGAUGCUUCUGUUGAGGAGACGCCUGUGGAUGUCCUAGCAUCUGUCGAUGCUUUCCGCGACUAUAUGAAAGACGAAACCUCCUGUGCCAUGGCGUCGGAACAUGGCCUCGAUACUUCGGCCCCGCUUUCGGACUACUUUAUAUCGUCCAGCCAUAAUACGUACUUGACAGUGCAUUACGGCAAACUGAGACAUGUCCAGGUUCUGCAAAGAGGCUGUCGAUCCGUCGAGAUCGACGUAUGGGAUGGAGAAUCAGAGACGCCCAGCUCCAGCGAGGACGAAACAAGCGACAGCAGCAGCGAUUCCGAAGGUGAAGAUCCAAGCGGACGCACAGAGAGCGAAAAAGCCGAGUCAAAAGCUCGGCGAAAGCCCAAAGCACCGAAGGAAUCGAUCACAUCUAGAUUGGAAGCUAAGUUGGGAUCGGUCCUUCGUCGCAAGUCUGCCAAGUCACCGGAACUGCCUGCAGAAGGGGACACUGCUACGAGCCAUAUGCCUGUCCGAGCUGAGCCUCGGGUACUGCAUGGCCAUACACUUACUAAAGGAGCUACAUUCCGCGAGAUCUGCUAUGCGAUUCGGGAUAAUGCUUUUGUUGCUAGUGAUCUGCCGAUUGUGAUUAGUCUGGAGGUCCAUGCUUGUCUGGAGCAGCAGCAAAUGAUGGUGGAUAUUAUGAAGGAAGCGUGGGAUGGGAUGUUGGUUGACUCGCAGCCGGCUGAAGGUGUUCCCUCGCUUGCUGAUCUUAAAGGGAAGAUAUUGAUCAAGACCAAGGGUCUUCCCCUCGAUGGGGAUGAGGCGAAAGCGGAAUCCGAUGCCCUGACGCCACAAAACUCCGUGGAUAAAUCGCCGGGAGAGCAGCCAAAGCCAUCGAAGGUGCUUAGGGCUCUGGCCGACUUGGCAGUGUACACUCGGGCGUAUCAUUUCAGCCACUUCGAUCAACCAGAGGCCAGGGUCCCUGUCCAUGUAUUCUCAUUAUCCGAGAAAGCCGCACGCGAGGCCCACAUCAACUAUCGCGAUGCCCUGUUCGAGCACAACCGCUCCGCACUGAUGCGAAUCUAUCCGUUCGCAUUCCGCGUGAACUCGUCGAACCUCGAUCCAAGCUUCUACUGGCGCCGCGGCGCCCAGCUAGUCGCAUUGAACUGGCAAAAUCUCGACAAGGGCAUGAUGCUCAAUCAUGGGAUGUUCGUCGGAUCGCACGGCUGGCGCCUCAAGCCAGCAGGGUAUCGCAGCGAUCGCGAAGUAAGCCAAAUCGAGCGUCGCAACCUAACCCUCUCCCUAGAGAUAUACGCCGCCCAGGAUCUGUCCUUGCCACCGGGUGAUCACAACGAAAAGGGGUUCCGCCCCUAUGUUACCUGUCAGCUACAUGUCGAAGAGCCCGAGGGCGAAGUUACCCCUGACAGGGAUGACGCAAGCUCUGACACAGAAAAAACCAGCUACAAGCGAUGCACGAAGAGCUCGUCGGGCCGGAACCCUGAUUUCGAAGGUCAGAAGAUCGAGUUCCCGACCGUGACUGGGAUUGUAGAGGAGCUGAGUUUCCUGAGGUAA
Penicillium olsonii is the source of this 1728-nucleotide messenger RNA. The record is from the annotation of a GenBank genome assembly. Lineage: Eukaryota; Fungi; Ascomycota; Eurotiomycetes; Eurotiales; Aspergillaceae.